This is a messenger RNA of Osmerus eperlanus (European smelt), 3189 nucleotides long. RefSeq names its product FHF complex subunit HOOK-interacting protein 1A-like. The record is from RefSeq and is a predicted model, not a curated record. Bases 214 to 3189 code for a protein of 991 amino acids. The transcript has 12 exons. NCBI's taxonomy places the organism in Eukaryota, Metazoa, Chordata, Actinopteri, Osmeriformes, Osmeridae.
UGACAGCCAGCCAGCCAGCCAGCCAGCCAGCCAGCAUGCUCCAGCACCAUCACUCUCCAGGGACCCCCUCCCCCCGGCCAGCCCUGCCCCAGCCCAGCCCCUGAUCCUGGGCUGGGAGGACCUCCCCCUGCCCCCCCCUCCUCCAGGCCAACCAGCCGGACACCCCUGCCACCGUCUGGGAGAUAGUUUAGCCCAACGCCCCCGGCAGUCAAGAUGAUGGCCUCGGUGGUAACCAAUGGCAACCGUAAGAAGUCCCUGAGUCUGAAAGGCGUGGAUCCAGAGACUUGCAUGAUCGUCUUCAAGAACCACUGGGCACAGGUAGUAAAGAUUCUAGAGAAGCAUGAGCCUGGUCGUGGAGGACUGAGCUUCCUGUCCUCUGGGGGCCGUCUGGGCCCUGUCCCCGGUGACGAGGCCAGCGCCGUGCAGAACUACGUGGAGCACAUGCUGUUCCUGCUGAUGGAGGAGGAGGCGGGGCAGGGCGGGGCCAUGGGACCCAUCCUGGAGUUCGUGGUGGUGGAGGGGGUGAUGGAGCGCCUCUUCCUGUGGUCGCUACGGCGACAGUUCACGGACGACAUGAAGGUGGAGCAGCUGAGGAUGUAUCAGAUGCUGCUGGGCCAGGCCCGCCAGCCACUGCUGCACCACAAGCCCCUGCUCCGCCCCCUGAUGAUGCUGCUGGCCUCCUGCACCGGGGGCGGGGCCGGGGCCGGGGCCGGGGGCGGGGCCGGGGGCGGGGCCAGGGUGGUGGAGGAGGAGCUAGUCCUGCUGCUGAACCAGCUGUGCGUGGCGCUGGCGAGGGACCCGUCCGUGUUGGAGCUGUUCUUCCACGCGGGCGAGGAUCAGGGCGCGGCCAACUUCCUGCUGUUCUCUCUGCUCAUCCCCUACACCCACCGGGAGGGGCCUGUGGGCCGGCGAGCCCGGGAUGCCCUGCUCAGCAUCAUGAUGCUGUCUCACUCUGACCCCCGUGUCGCCACGCACAUCACUGACAACACCUACUUCUGUCCUGUGCUGGCUACAGGCCUCAGUGGGCUGUACUCCUCGCUGCCCGCCCGGCUGCAGGUGUUCAGUGAGGACUGGUUCUGCCUGGAGCCGUCUGACUGGAGCCAAGUUCCUGCCCUCGUCCAGAUCCUCAACUCCCUGCACUUCUGCUGCUCAGUCAUCAGGGUGGCCCAUCCCUCCAUCAGAGCCCAGUUGCUAGGAUACAUCUAUAAUGGCUUCCUGGUCCCUGUAUUGGCUCCUGCUCUGCACAAGCUGACGCUGGAGGAAGUGAUGACGACCACGGCGUACCUGGAGCUGUUCCUGCGCUCGGUGUCGGAGCCGGCGCUGCUGCGCUGCUUCCUGUCCUUCAUCCUCACGCACACGCACGACGGCCUGCACAUCCUGGACACCCUGGUCAGCAGGGUCAACACGCCCUUCCAGCUGGGCACAGUCUCCCUGGCUCUGUUCCGUACCCUGAUUGGUCUGUUCUGUGAGGACGUCAUGCUGCAACUCAUCCUGAGGUACCUGCUCCCCUGUGCUCGCCCAGGUGUACAGGAGAGAGACUGCUACUCCUGCUCCGCCUCCAGACUCCUCCUCCUCAGCCCCCCCUGGAGCCUCAGCCCCUCCCACAGCCAGCGCCUCCUCUGGCCCGGGGGCACAGGGUCUCCCCUCUCUGGAGAGGACAGCGUGGGCUGCCAGCGUGACCCCGCCCAGCCCCUCCCCCUGGAGCUGAUCUACCUCCACUACCUCCGGGAUGCCCGUGUCUCCAUCCAGACAGCGCUCCGGGCAUGCUCAGUCUGGUCCGCGCCCUACGAUGGCCUCAGCCCCGCCCCCGCCGGCCCCCUGGAGGGGGAGGAGGGGGGAGAGACGGGGGAGGAGGUGAGGAGGGGGAGGACGGACACGUCCACCCCGCCCCCUCCCCUCGCCACGACCCCCGACCCCGUAACCGGGGGCAACGUGGAACUGGAGUGGGACGACAUGUUCGACGUGGCUCCGGAUGAGGGGGCAGGGCCAGGCGGAGCUCAGGGAGCGGGGGCCCAGGGGGGGCCCGAGCCCCCGCAGCACCUCCAGGCCCUGAGGAGGACGGCCACCCUGCUGGUCCGGGGCUCCUACAUCGAGGAGGACGGUUUCCAGGACGACGUCCUUGUCUACGACCUCAUCGCCCAGAAGGACGCCUCCGCACAUGCUCAGAGAUGCAGCGGCGUGGGGGCCAGGCAGGGGGGCGGGGGGGGGAGGGAGGAGUGUGUAUCAACUCUCACCAAUAGGCAGAACUGUGGGGAGCGCAGGGUGAGCAGGGAGGAGGAGGAGAGGAGGAGGCUGGAUCGAAACAUGAACGUGAACAGGGUCGUGACCCUGGAGAACGACCAGCUGACCUCUGACCUCUGCAACGGUCACGCUGACCCUGCCCCGACUCCUGCCCCUACCCUGACCCCUGACCCUGCCCCGACCGCUACUGGUGAUGACUUCCUGUCUCAAUACCGGGCGCUCAUGCUCUCUCUGGGGGCGGAGCCUGACGAGGAUGACAUCAGCGGUGACAUCAGCUCAUUCAGGAGGCGUGUGGAGCGUCUGAGGAAGAGGAGGGAGGAGGAAGAGGAGGAGGAAGAGGAGCUAUGCAGGUUCCUCUCAGAGGAACCACAACCAGAUUUAGAACAAGAGAAUGUUCUAGAAGCAGGAAGCAGGAAGCAGGGAGUCCCAUUCACAGGUCCGUUCAUCAGUGUUCUGCUGUCUCGUCUGGAGAACCUUCUGGAGAACUCCAUCCCUGUGAACCUGCUGGUGACGGGGAUCCUGUCCCAGCUGGCCUGCCACCCCCAACCCUUGCUGCACGCCUUCCUGCUCAACACACACACACACCCCGGCGCUCGCACACUCUACCAGGUGCUGGUGUCGGUGGGGGCCCAGAUAGAGCAGUAUGUAUCAGCCAGACCAGAGCUGCCUGCCCUGGUCAGACAAGCCUGGAGCUUCCUGUUAGUCAGGGAGGAGCUACUUAAGACCAGAGAGUGUGUCGCGGAGGGGGAUGCAGGGGUCCUCCUGAACGGCCACAGCGUUCCUGGUUCCUCCGGGGCCUGCCGGCCCCCCAGCAGUGUGCCUCCCUGCCCCCCCAUCCCCGCCCCCGCACGCAGCCGCGUUUUCGCCCUCGUCCUCUACGCAGAGUUCCUCAAGGAGCUGGCUGCCAUCGCCCAGGAGCACGCCAUCCUGCCUUGCCUGGAGGAGUAA